Molecule: messenger RNA, 339 nt
Organism: Knipowitschia caucasica
Lineage: Eukaryota; Metazoa; Chordata; Actinopteri; Gobiiformes; Gobiidae
Source: the annotation of a GenBank genome assembly
AUGAUGCAUCCCGGGGAGAGGGGAGUGACUAUAGGCAGCGUGGUGUGCAUUUCCUCGUCCAAAUAUGGCCCCAGUCUAUUGGCGCUGCUGCUAUUCCUGUCCCAGGGAUCCGCCUGCUCCAAAGUCCUCGGCUCCACAUUUAUAAGAGCCCCAGAACUUGGAGACUGGUUUGGCACAAGACCUCAAGAGCAAGACUUUUUUAAGCUACUAAAUGUAAUCAGUAUCCAGGCUUCUUUUGAGAUUAAAAGAAGAAAAGAUGAUGGCCUUAAAUGGGUUUUACUUCAACAAGAAACCACACGCUGGAAUAUACACUUUGUCUUCCCUGGGGGCCAUAUCUGA